UUCAAUCCCUGGACUUGAGCAGCAGCGGUAUUACGGAGCUUCACAGUCCACAGGCCUGCCUGAUAGGUAAAUAGCUGUCAAGUCCAUCAAAAAAGAACAAACAAACCGCUGUACUGUACUGUUGAUGUACAAUAAUCGAACCGGACAGCCAGUAAAAUGGUGACAGAAUAAGAGCUGAGCUGUUGACUUUUCUAUUAAUCUUGGAUUUCGAGAGAAGAGGGCUAUGUUUGUGCAGGAGGAGAAGAUUUUUGCAGGGAAGGUGCUGAAAAUCCAUAUUUGCACCAUGGAGGGGGCAGAGUGGUUGGAAGAGGUAACCGAGGACACCACCAUUGAAAAACUCAAGGAAAAGUGCUUGAAACACUAUGUCCAUGGGAGCCUAGAAGACCCUAAGACUGUGACUCAUCACAAACUGAUCCAUGCUGCUUCAGAAAGAGUCCUAGCAGACACUAAAACUGUAGUAGAGGAGAAUAUUAAAGAUAAAGAUGUCUUACUGUUAAUAAAAAAGAGACCACCUCCUCCCCCACCGAAGAUGACUGAAGUGUCUACAGAAGAAAAGAAGAAACAGGAACAAAAAGCUCCAGACAAAGAUGCCAUCCUUAAAGCAACAGCAAACCUUCCUGUUCGCCAUUCUGACCGAACAGUCGCACAACACAAUAUCCGAGAUGCAGUACCCUUUUUUGGACAUAAAAAGUUUCAGACAGAACUCAGGAAAAUCCUUGUCUCUCUCAUUGAAGUGGCACAGAAGCUACUGGCACUUAACCCUGAUGCUGUAGAAUUAUUUAAGAAAGCCAAUGCCAUGUUGGACGAAGACGAGGAGGACAGAGUGGAUGAGAUGGCCCUCCAGCAGCUUACCGAAAUGGGCUUCCCUGAGAGCCGAGCAGUCAAAGCCUUGCGUUUAAACCACAUGUCAGUGACGCAGGCAAUGGAGUGGCUGAUAGAGCAUGUGGAUGACCCCACGGUUGACGCCCCCCUGCCAGGCCAGGAGACUGCAGGCGCAGCAGCUCCUCCUGCUGGCACCAGCAUUGCAACUGCUAGGGCACCUUCGGAAUCCAACGCUGAAGACUCCAAGCAAGACGAGCUUACCGAAAUCUUCAAAAGGAUUCGCAGGAAAAGAGAGUUCAGGCCUGACUCACGGGCUGUGAUUGCACUAAUGGAAAUGGGAUUUGAUGAAAAAGAAGUCAUUGAUGCUCUGCGAGUUAAUAAUAACCAGCAAGAUGCCGCUUGCGAUUGGCUAUUGGGAGACAGGAAGCCAUCUCCGGAGGAUUUGGACAAGGGCAUUGACACAAACAGCCCUCUGUUUCAGGCAAUUCUGGAGAACCCCGUCGUCCAGCUGGGGCUCACCAACCCGAAAACACUGCUAGCAUUUGAAGACAUGCUGGAGAACCCUUUAAACAGCACGCAAUGGAUGAAUGAUCCCGAAACCGGGCCGGUGAUGCUACAGAUAUCUAGAAUCUUCCAGACACUAAAUCGCACAUAGGGUCUACCUUCAGUAAGGGCAAGCACCGCUGCUCCGCCUCUGAAGAGUGCAAUAGAUUCUAGACAGACUCUGUCUAGUGUGAAAGCUUUGAACUGCUCUCACUGAGCACAACAAACAGAUCACCUCUGUUUAUAAGGGAAAUGUGUGUGUAACUGUGACUUGAAUUCCCUUUUGCCUUGCAGACUUAGUACUAGUGGAGGUGUGAUGUGGAGUGUUAGUAAGAGAUUGAAACUAGGAUUGACAUAAAAUGUGCAAAUGCUGCAUAACUAUAUCUAUUUAUAAUACAGGAGAACACUUGUAAAAACCAACAUAAGCAUUGUUUAUGUUUUAAUAAGAACAAUAUCAGGUUGUUAAAUCAUUUUUAAUUUAAAUUUUCAGUGUUAAAGUGACAUUUGGUUAUCCAAAAAAAGUUUACACUUCCAAAACAUGUUGUUUUGUAUGUUUUUGUUAAGGUCUUUAAUUUAAAAUACCAGACUUAGAAAACUAUUCCCAAAUUGCUACAUUUCACCAAAAAAAGGAAAUGAUUACAGUACGACGUCAAUAGCUUUGUCUUUUUUAUCCUUCUUUCUUUUUGCACUGUUCUAUUCGUACCAUAAUUUGCAUAUGCAUGGUAAGAGAAAACGGUCAGAGACUUUUUGUGGGGCAGUACAGUACUGGCAGACGAAAAGGAGUCUAAUAUGUAAAAAGCAAUAUCAUUCCUUUUAAAAAAUAAUUAUUAAAAAUGGAAUACAGUGCACUGA
Lepisosteus oculatus (spotted gar) is the source of this 2217-nucleotide messenger RNA. It is a transcript of the gene ubac1, whose product is annotated as UBA domain containing 1. The record is from RefSeq and is a predicted model, not a curated record. Gene Ontology annotation, cellular component: ubiquitin ligase complex. Gene Ontology annotation, molecular function: protein binding. Lineage: Eukaryota; Metazoa; Chordata; Actinopteri; Semionotiformes; Lepisosteidae.